AUCGCGAUACUGACUUUCCUCCUGUCUGUAAGAUGUUGCUGGGGUCGUGUUAAUGCUGACCUACUGAUGUUUGCUUAGCUUAUUAUAUAGAAGAUAAACCAAGACGGUGAUAUCAAACUCAUUAGAGAUGACGGGCCUACAGCCCUGAGUCUGUCCAAAACAGAAACAAUUUCUUCAAACAGUUGAGAUGCACUGUUUUAUGUCAGUGUAGAUGCUGAAAGGGACUGAGGGGAGACAGGGGGCAGAGUUAAUUGCUUGGGUGAAUAUCUCACCACCCUGGACAUGAUGGGCCCUCGGCGGAAAUCCACCAAGAUACGAAGUGCUGGAGGAGGAAUGAGGGCUUGCAGCAUGUUGCAGGAGGUGGAUCCCAAAGAUUAUAUGAAUGAACUUUCACAUGAGGUGCUCUGCCACAUAUUCAGGUAUCUGCCAAUGCAGGACAUUAUGUGUAUGGAGUGUUUGUCACGGAAGCUACAGGAAGCAGUUACUCUGUAUUUGCGGGUGGUCAAAGUAGUGGACCUAUGUGCCAGUCGGUGGUGGGAGUACAUGCCUUCAGGAUUUACAGAUUCAAGUUUCCUUACACUCUUGAAGAAGAUGCCUGAUUUGGAGCAGUUGUAUGGCUUGCACCCACGUUACUUAGAGCGCAGAAGAGUCAGAGGAUAUGAGGCAUUCAGUAUUCCUGGUGUUGUAGAAGCUCUUCAGACAUGCCCUAAUCUUUUGGGGGUGGAGACAUCUCAUUUGGAACUGGUUGAAGCAAUAUGGAACUACAUGCCUCAGGUCCACAUCCUUGGGAAGUUCAGGAACCGCAAUGGGGCCUUUCCUAUUCCACCAGAGAACAAACUCACUAUUCCAUUUGCAGCUAAAAUCCAGACCCUCCAUCUUGUUGGAGUUAAUGUUCCAGAAAUUCCUUGUUUGUCCAUGCUCAAACACUUGUACAUGAAGUGGGUGCGUCUUACAAAGCCUCAGCCCUUCAAAGACUUUUUGUGUGUGAGCCUGCGUUCGUUCGUGAUGAGGAACUGUGCUGGUCCUACCAAUUCCUUGAAGUAUGUGCCAUUAGUGACAGGCUUGGCUUCUGCCCGUAAUUUGGAGCAGCUAGAACUGGUGAGAGUCCCUUUCUUGGGGGGACUGAUACAACAUGUGGUGGAAGACAGCUGGAGGUCAGAUUACCUUGCUUAUGUUCAUUACGUCAUCUUUCUGCAUCUCCUCUGCACUGCGGGGAAAAGCAUUCUGUCAGGAAUCCCCAGUGCUUGGCAUGGCUACUUUGCUUCUACAAACUCAGGGGGAUUUCGUAAUUUGCACACUAUUGUAUUUGGUGCCUGUAAGAAUGCACUUGAAGUUGAUUUGGGCUACCUCAUCAUUACUGCUGCACGCAGGCUGCAUGAAGUUCGAAUCCAGCCUUCAUUAACCAAAGAUGGGGUGUUUUCAGCACUGAAGAUGGCUGAACUUGAGUUUCCUCAGUUUGAGACUUUGCACUUGGGAUAUGUUGAUGAAUUCUUACUGCAGUGUAAGUUGAGUCAUACAGAGUUAGUGAAAUAUGGUCUUGCUGACGUAAUAGAGAAUCCAGGAAUCAUCACUGACAUUGGAAUGAAGACUGUUAAUGAAGUGUUUACCUCCAUCAAAUAUCUAGUUAUCUACAACUGCCCGCAUCUUCACAACCCAAACAACUGGAUCACAGAUCAUUCUCGCUGGAGCAGAUUGGUGGAUCUCACACUAGUGCGCUGUCAUGCAGUUAAACUUGAGUCCUUCAGCCAAUUUAUUGAAAUGCUGCCCAAUCUAGAGUUCAUCUCCUUAGACCAGAUGUUCCGUGAGCCCCCCAAGGGUUGUGCUCGUGUUGGUCUGAGUGCAGGCACUGGUAUUGGUGUAUCCUCUGCUCUGGUUAGCAACCAGAAUCCUAACAACGGCAAUGACAACAAUAACAAUCACCAGAACAAUGACGCCAAUAUUCCUCCACAUAAUCGUGACAAUGUUGAUAUGCCACCCCACAGAGUUGAGGAGAUCCCUGAUGUAGAUGGCAUGGCGGUGGAGAAUAUUGAGGCUGAGCCUCAGGCAAUGGCUGCCAGUCCAGAGGGGCAGGCUCUGGUCUGUCAGGCAUCAAAUCCAGGAGAGGAUGACGAAGAGCAGGCAGGACCCAGUGGUGUGCAGCCCACAAUGAAGAAAAUUCCUGUUGUUGUGUCUGAUUCUGACAGUGAGGAUGAGGAGGGUCCAGUCAGGAUCCAGGGAGCAUUUCAUUCCCAGCAGUAUCCUGAGAGAGACGGGCAGAAAAAAAGUGGUACUGAAGAAGAAUCAGUUACAACAGGCAAAGGGAAAACCCCACUUCGUCGACGGGGGGCUCAGUGUCCCAGCUGUGAGAAAGGCUGCCAGGUAACUAGUGAGCAGAUCAAAGCAGACAUGAAAGCAGCCAGUGAAACAGCAGAUAGUAGUAGAGACAGAAAUAGUGGGGCUGCUGGCCACACCACAGGUGGUUGUGUGUGCUCCAUCCGCUGGAGAGAGGAGUCAGUAAACCCAGAGAGACGAGGAGGCUCAGGAGGUCGGCAGGAAGGCACAAUGAGAACAUGUUGCACAUGCAGCAGGUCUCACUCAGGCUCUCAGAGAAGCAGUCGCACCACCCUCAGCCAUUCAUCUGAUGGAGAAAGCAGCAGAUCAACUUACCAUUACCCUGAGCAGAGAGCCCAGACAGAACAGUCGGAGAUCAGGCACAACACUGCUCCCAGUAGCAGUCUGAGCUCCACUGAGGGGUGUAGAGACAACUCUGUAGGCCUUCAAGGUGAAGUGAGGCCUCCACAAAGAACAUCAAGGGACAUGUUUUCCAGACGGCCAGUCACCCGUGCUUGCAGCAGGCAGUGCUCUGUUCCCCUUGUGUCAGAGUCAGAGCUUUCCAAAAGUAAGCCACGGGUUGCAGUGAAACGGAAACGUACAGCAGAUAAGUCCACUAGCACAAGUGACCCAGUGACCGAGGAUGACCAUGUACAGGUGCUUGCCCUAAAGUCCAAAAACCUAGUGGGAAUUACACUCACAAACUGUGGCAUCACAGACCUGGUACUGAAGGACUGCCCUAAAAUGAUGUUUGUUCAUGCCACUCGCUGCAGGGUACUGAAGUACCUAAAGGUGGAAAGUGCUCCCAUAGUGAAUCGCUUUGAUUAUGCCCAGUGCAAGAAGUUGGACAUGGAACAAGUUCUAGACCAGGUUUUGCGCAUACCUCCUGAGAGAAAUCGCAUUGUCUACAUGCGCCCUAUGCAACAGAUUGACUCACUGGCUCUGGAGAGAAAGCUGUUCAGUGGUCCUUACCCAUACCACAUUGCAUUUAUUCAUGAGUUCAGCAACCCCCCCAACGUCCGGAACAAGGUUCGUGUGCGGAGCUGGAUGGACACUGUUGCCAACAUCAGUCAAGAACUAAUAAAGUAUGAAUUCUUCCCGGAGGCUACAAGAACAGAAGAGGAUGUAAAAAAAUAUCCCAACUACCCUUGGGGCAGAGACAUCUAUACUGUAGAGGGAGUAGUAGAUGGCGCUCCCUACUCAAUGGUGACGGAUUUUCCAUGGCUUCGCUCUCUGCGUGCAGCAGUGCCCAACAGUUAUGCUCGUUACGACUUUGAGGAUGAUGAAAGUUCCACCAUCUAUGCCCCACGACGUAAGGGCCAGCUUUCAGCUGAUAUCUGCAUGGAGACUAUUGGUGAGGAGAUCUCAGAGCGGCGUCAGAUGCGGCUAGGUGUGUUCCAGCGCGUCGUUGUCAUAUUCAUUCACUACUGUGACAUGCAUGGGGAACCUGUGGAUGAUGACUACAUUUAAAACAUUGUUAGUGGAUCUGAUGUGCAUGAAUGCAGAUGACUUGUUUCCUACUCCUGCUGGAUCAUCUGUAUUGCCCUCUUUUUGCCCAGUUAUGCCUUCUGGAAAGAGAGGUGAAAGGGAAAUGUUUGUUGUUUUUGGCUUUUGUGCUCCACAUACACAGGGGAUGUUAAUUUGUCACUUUCUUACUGCACACCUGUCUGAUAAGUUGCAUAAAUUUCACUGUUAUUAGUUUUUUAUAAAACUUGUGCAAAUAUUAGUAAAUCUGCCCCAACUCUU
This is a messenger RNA of Pygocentrus nattereri (red-bellied piranha), 4056 nucleotides long. It is a transcript of the gene fbxo38, whose product is annotated as F-box protein 38. The transcript is spliced from 22 exons. Gene Ontology annotation, molecular function: protein binding. The coding region runs from base 283 to 3780 and encodes 1165 amino acids. Gene Ontology annotation, biological process: protein K48-linked ubiquitination; SCF-dependent proteasomal ubiquitin-dependent protein catabolic process. Gene Ontology annotation, cellular component: nucleus; cytoplasm. NCBI's taxonomy places the organism in Eukaryota, Metazoa, Chordata, Actinopteri, Characiformes, Serrasalmidae. The record is from RefSeq and is a predicted model, not a curated record.